This is a messenger RNA of Pestalotiopsis fici W106-1, 1248 nucleotides long. RefSeq lists its product as uncharacterized. Gene Ontology annotation, molecular function: hydrolase activity, hydrolyzing O-glycosyl compounds. The record is from RefSeq and is a predicted model, not a curated record. Bases 1 to 1248 code for a protein of 415 amino acids. Lineage: Eukaryota; Fungi; Ascomycota; Sordariomycetes; Amphisphaeriales; Sporocadaceae. The transcript is spliced from 2 exons.
AUGAAGCUCGCUUCGUUAUUGGGAGCUUCAAGUUUCGUACUGGGUACGGUGUUAGCCCAGCAGCUUCCCUUGAAGACGGACAGCCGAUGGAUUCUGGAUGACGCCGGCGACCGGGUCAAGUUUCGCUGCAUCAACUGGCCCGGGCACAUGGAGGCCAACAUCCCCGAGGGUCUCAACAAGCAGUCCAUUGACUUUAUCGCCGACUUUAUCCAGCAGCAAGGCUUCAACUGUGUGCGCCUGACCUACUCAAUCGACCACGCCCUCGACCCAGGCGUCAGUGUCCAAGAGUCCUUUACCGCCGGCGCCAGCGCUGCUAAUGUGUCCGCGGAUGCCUUUAAUGCUAUCUAUGCCCAAGUGGCGGAGAAGAAUCCCUUUGUCGAGAAUGCAACCACCCAGGAUGUCUUUGCUGCGGUGAUUGAUGCUCUCUGGGAGAGAAAGGUCAUGACGGUACUCGACAACCAUGUUAGCAAGGCUAGCUGGUGCUGUAACCUGGACGAUGGAAAUGGCUGGUGGGACGAGGCUCAAGCCUACGUAGCAUCCAACAGCCGCUUCUUCAACACGCAAAACUGGCUCGACGGUCUGGCUGCCAUGGCCACUUUUGCCACGAGUCACCCGGGCGUGGUCGCCAUGUCGCUCCGCAACGAGCCGCGACCCUACCCGGUCCUGCAGGACGUGUUUGACGGACACGGCGCCUGGUACAACUUCAUGCAGCAGGGCGGCGAGCGCGUCCACGAGGCCAACCCCGACGUCUUGGUACUGGUCGGCGGCACGCAGUCGACGCAGGAUCUGGCUUUCCUCAAGGCCAAGAAUCUGGAUUACAGCGCCUGGGCCGGCAAGCACGUCUGGGAGAUGCACGCGUACGAGUUUAGCGUCACGUACGCCGCGGCGGGCGAUAACUGCGACGCAAAACAGGCCCUGUACGGUCUCUUUGACGGGUUCGUGCUCGCCCAGGGCGAGGCUUACACGGCGCCCCUGUUCCUGUCCGAGUUUGGCGUCGACCUCACCACUGGGCCCAAUAACGGCCUGACGGAUGCCGGGCAGACCUUUUAUGAUUGUAUCAAGCAGUACAUGACUGGCAACGAUAUGGACUGGGCGCUCUGGGCUAUUCAGGGCUCGUACUAUGCCCGCAAUGGCGCGACCGAUGUUGAGGAGACUUGGGGCUUCAUGAACAAGGACUGGACCGGAGUGAGGAAUGAGAACUUUUACACGUCCAUGGCGGAUCUGUUCAAGGUGACGCAGGGCCCAUAA